AUGGCAGGUGCCUUGUUCAUCAAGAGCAAGGAAGGUGCCUCGUUCAUCAAGGGCAAGGCAGGUGCCUCGUUCAUCAAGAGCAAGGAAGAGUGGCGAGAGCGAGGCGGCGUGGGGAGGGAGACGCGAGAGCGGAGCCUCAGCGUCGUGGCGGGCGAGGCGAGGAGGUGGAUUCAGGAGGUCACAGGUCGAGAGCUGGAGGGAGAGGAUUUCCGCGCUGCCCUGGAGAACGGCGUUGCCCUCUGCGACCUCGUGAACCACAUCAAGCCGGGACUGGUGAAGAGGGUGAACCGACAGCCGACCCCGAUCGCCGGCCUCGACAACGUGAACCAGUUCCUGGACGCGUGCGCUAACCUGGGCCUCAAGCCAGCUCAGCUGUUCCACGCGGGCGACCUGCAGGACACGUCGGAGCGCCUCACCAUCAGUGAAGCGGAGACCGACAGACGCCUGAAAAAUGUGCUAAUCACCCUCUACUGGCUGGGUCGGGCGGCGCAGACCUCUCGCGACUACCAGGGCCCUGCGCUGGGCCUGCGGGCCUUCGACGGGGUCCUCUCCGGCAGCGGGGCACACGGCAAGGCAGAGGAGGCGGGCGAGGGGGGGGCCGGUGGGUGGCGCGGCGGCGGGCGCGACAGCGGGUACCUGGAGAGCUGCGACUCGGAGCGCAGCGCCUCGCUUUCUCCGCCCUCGCACGUACGCGACGACUCCCUCGACUCCCUCGACUCCCUCGGCUCCCUCGGCUCCGCCGGCUCCCGGCCGCUCUCUCCCGACGCGCCCAGGGACGGCGGAGAAGGCUACCAGGGCAGCGACGCGGAGAGCGAGGGCGCUGUGCGCCGCCGCGCCUCCGGCCGGGACGACAUGUCGCUGCGCCGCGUCUCCACGGCCGUCGAGCCCAAGACGCCGCCCGCCGCCUUCAACCAGUUCCUGCCGGGGCGCCACCAGGCGACGGCGCCGGCCACGAGCGCCCUGGUCGUGUCGGCGCACCUCCCGGCUCCGCUGCGGCGCAAGCGCGGGGAGCGCAACGAGGUGGCGCGGCGCAGCUGGGCCAGCAGCCUCGCCCUGCAGGGCCCCGACGACACCGACGGCGCCGGCCGUUCGUUGUCCGUCACCAGCGACGGCGGCCUCUACAGACCCGACGACGAUGAUGACACCGCGGAGGAGGAGCGCCCGCGCCGGCGCACGGGUAAGUGCGUGACCUUCAGCGACCCCGAGACGGUGACCCCGGCACACGAGAGGUCUGGGUCGGGGUCGGAUUCCGACGGGAGCGAGCGCGCCGGCUGGUACAGCGUGACGCGGGGCGUCUGCGGCACGGCCCCGGUGCCGUCGUCGCCGCCGCCCUCCCCCUCGCCGCCGCCGGGCACCGUGGGCACCGUCGCGGCGCAGCGGCCGCCGUGGUUCCCUACGCCGGCGCUGCAACCCUGGACGAUGGGAAGCGCGGAGGAGAACGGGGAGCACGAGGGGGCGCGCUCGCCCGACAUCAUCACGCGCAGGGACAACCCCUUCCUGAGCGGCGCCGACGGCGGCUCCGACGGGGACGACGACGACGAGGAGGAGGACGACCGCCGCGUCCCUGACGUGGAGCGCGACGACCUGGCGGCCCGGCGGGCCCUCGGGGUGCGGGGCCCCGCGGCCGCCUCGCCCCGCAACUUCCUGCCGACGCCCUGCACGGAGCGCGACGCGCGGCGCUGGGACGCCGUCGUGCGGGCGACUCGACACGGCGCCUCGCGGCAGCAGCAGCAACAGCAGCAGCGGCCACCCCGCAGCAGUCCCCCCCUGAGCCCCUCCCCAACGUGGGGGCCGACCACCCAGCCGCCCGACGGCGCCCCCCCCUCCCCGAAAAUCCUCACUCGCAGAGAGAACGCAUUCCUGAGCCCGGCUCGCGACGACCAGGGCGGCGGCGGCGACGACGACGACGACGACGAGGGGGAGGAGGAGAGGGUGCCCGACGUGCGCAGGGACGACAUGACGGCGCGGCGCACCGCCGCCUCGCUUCCCGUGGCGCGCCCAGCCAUGGCCUUCAACCGCUUCCUGCCGAACCCCGCAGCCCGCCGGGCCCAGGACCACCGCCACCACACGGGGGCCACGGGGCCGCGACGGGAGGGGGGCGCCACCGCCGCCGCCGCUGACAUCCACAGGCAGCGGCAGCAACAGCAGCAACAGCAGCGGCAGCAGCAGCAACAACAGCUGCAGCAGCAGCGGCAGCAGCAGCAGCAGGGGCAUGUGGAGGGCCCCGUGGAGGGGCUGCUGCUGUUCGCCGAGAGGGUCCACGUGGAGAGCCCGGAGCCUGCGCCGUGCAUGGAGCAAUCGGAGUCCACCGAGGUGGAUCCUGACGGGACCAAGAGCCUGACCGAUGUGGCCGGAGAAGGAGCGGCUCGCUCCAGCAUCCUGCUCCACUACGAGGAGCUGCAGAAGAUCCGCGGGGAGGGCAAGGAGCAGGAGGAGCAGUGGCAGGAUGAUCUAGCUCGCUGGAAGAACCGGCGCCGCAGCACCUCGGGCAGCCUGAAGCGGCUCAGCACGGCCUCGGAGGCCGAGGGCCCGGCCACCGCCGCCCGGGAGAUCCGCACCUACGCCCAGAUGAUGCACAACAGGGAGGACCGCGCGCGCGACCGCGAGAACGGCUACGGCGAUCAGCUCCACGGCACGGAUGACGUCUUCUCCUCUCCGCACGACGGCGUCGACAGCAGCGUCCGCUCCUCCUCCUCGGGCAGAGCGCCAUUGAGCGGCCUCGCCGACCCCCCGGCAGCCCUCCGCCCGGCGGCACGAGCCUCUCCCGAGCCGCCGGUUGCCCCUCUGCGCAGAAUCGUCGCGGAGAAGGAAUUGCCGCCGCCGCCGGCGCCGCGCGAUAGCAGCGACGACGAUAGCGACGGGGACGCGGCCCCACCGGGGCCCGUCGGCCCCCCGCGCGCUCCUCUCGCUCGGGGCCCCGAGGUUCCGAGACCCGAGGAACCCGCCCCUCCACGCCCCGUCGCCAACGCCACCGCCGCUUCUCUGGGCGUCUUCGCGUCGGAGGACGCCUCCUUCGAGAAGCGUCCGCUUCGCCCGAUCCGCGUUUCGGAGACGAAGAUCGUCCACGAGAGCGUCUCGGCUGCCCUCUACUCCUCCACGCCGGGCCCCGUCGCUCAGGCCAACGACGACGGCAGCCGUGCGGCGGAGCCGAGUUCCGUGACUUCCGUCGGCCCCGGCGCUGCUCGCCGGGGCCCCGCGGCGGGCCCCCAGCCGUGGAGUGCCGGCGUCGCGCAGCGCGUCGUGGGCGUGCGCCCCGGUGUCCAGGGCGUGCGCGUGCUCCCGGGCACCGGCCCGCGCCCCUUCAGCGCUGCGCCCCGCAGCCUCCAGUCCCUACCGCGCACCUACCAGGCGGAGAACCUCUUCAAGGUAGGGUCCUCCGUCGACGGUGCCCGGGUCACGGGGUCGCUGACUCACUCGGACUCACGAGGGGACGCCCAGGAUCGGUGGGGCAGCAGCGAGGAGCUCAGCGACACGGAGUCGGAGAGGGCGGCGCAGGCCUCUGUUCGCCCCCCCACCAAGGCGCCUCCCGCGGAGAUCGAGCCGCUGGUGCAGGUGGCGCAGACGCCGCACCACGCCGUGUUCACCGCCGCUCCCCCCCCUCAGGCCCCGGUUUCCACGUCGCUCUGGGACGAUGCGUGUGUGGGGAAAGAGCCGCAGGGAGAAGCGGAGAGCAACGGUGGCUCCAGUCUCGACUUGGUGUCCAUUAGCCGCAAGAACCAAAUGAGACGCUCCCAAUUUUUCGGACUCCCAGUGGAGAGCACGGCGGAGCUGCCCCCGCCGCUGCAGCCGGUCCCACUGUGGAGCCAGACGCCGCCCGUCCCCGCCCCGCGCGCCCGCACCAUUGAGCCGAACCCCGAGGAUCUGAGGCUGGCUGCCAUGGAGACCGAGCGCAAGCGGGAGGAGGAGCGCAAGCGGGAGGAGGAGGAGCACAGGCAGAAGAGAGAACAGGAGGAGCGCAAGUGGGAGGAGGAGGAGCGCAAGCGGGAGGAGGAGGCGCACAGGCAGAAGAGAGAGCAGGAGGAGCACAGGCAGAAGAGAGAACAGGAGGAGCGCGGGUGGCAGGGGGAGGAGGAGCACAGGCAGGAGGAAGAGGAGGAGGAGGAGGAUGAUGAUGAUGAUGAGGAGCGUAGGCAGGAGGAGGAAGCACGCAGGCAGCAGCAGGUAAAUGAGGAGGAGGAGCGAAGGCGGCAGGAGGAGGAGCUGAGGAAGCGCCAAAUGGAGCAGGGUCGGCUCCGUCUGGAGCAGGAGCAGGAGCAACGCCGCCAGCGAGCGAUCGAGGAGGCGCGCAGACGAGCGGCGGCGGCGGCCGAGGAGGAGGAAAUCAGGAAGCGGGAGGAGGAGAAGGCGGCGGCGGCGAGGAAGAGACGAGAGGAGGAGGAGGAGAGGAAGAGGAAGGAGGUGGUGGAGAAGGAGCGGCGACGGCAGGAGGAGCAGGCCGCCGUCGCGGCGACCCGCCGGCGCCAGGCGCCCACGAUGAAUCCGGGUUCUCUCGAGAGCAAUGCUGGGCUUCAGGCCGGUCACCAGAAAAAACGCCCAUCGCGUUGA
Molecule: messenger RNA, 4545 nt
Organism: Lethenteron reissneri (Far Eastern brook lamprey)
Lineage: Eukaryota; Metazoa; Chordata; Hyperoartia; Petromyzontiformes; Petromyzontidae
Product: LIM and calponin homology domains-containing protein 1-like
Biological process (GO): regulation of cell adhesion; regulation of signaling
Molecular function (GO): protein binding
Source: RefSeq, a predicted model, not a curated record